Molecule: messenger RNA, 664 nt
Organism: Xenopus tropicalis (tropical clawed frog)
Lineage: Eukaryota; Metazoa; Chordata; Amphibia; Anura; Pipidae
Gene: chchd5
Product: coiled-coil-helix-coiled-coil-helix domain containing 5
Exons: 4
Coding region: 93-386 (97 amino acids)
Source: RefSeq, a predicted model, not a curated record
CGUGUGUCGUCUGGCCAAUCAGAAAGCUGGAGGCCAGAGCAGGAAGUAAGUGACCAUGUGGGCUGCAGAGGGGUGAGCGGAAGUCAGAGAACAUGCAGGCCGCAUUAGAAAUAACCGCCAAAUAUUGCCGCAAUGAGAUGGAGGAGUAUGGCCAGUGUGUCACCAGCAAACCAGGGACAUGGCAACAGGACUGUCACCAGCUGAAAGUAAAGGUGGCUCAGUGCACCUCCUCCCACCCGGUUAUUCAGCGCAUUCGCUCUCAGUGUUCGGAACCUUUUGGGGCAUUUGAGCAGUGCCUGAAGGAGAACCAAGCAUCUGUGGAAAACUGCACAAAGCAUGUCACGGAUUUCCUCCGCUGUGCGGAGAGUGUCAAGCUUACGGAAUAGCGCCUUAGUCUCCAUGGUGGAGCAUGGGUUACUGGCUGUUCUGAGCCCCAAUCGGCAGUGUCUGGGUUUUGCUGUGCAAGGCCGCCUCCCUGUCCUCUGCGUAACAAAGUCAAUGAAUUUAAAAGGCUCCCAAAAUCACCAAUUUCUUGAACAACGGACCUUGUAACCGUAUGUAGUUUGUACCUUGCAUGAUGCGUUGGAGAAACGAUAACUGAUUUGUAUAGUUAGGGCCCUGAUGUAUUUAAAUAUUUUGACUAUUAAACACUGUAUUUAUGAUA